CUUUACCACUACUCGCUAUGAGCCCUGGUCAAGUUCUCUCCACCUCUCUAUCUAUGUCUCAGUUUCUUCAUCUGUAACAUCAAAUGAAUAAUAAUACCAAUCUCCUAGACUUCAUAAGAGGAUUAACAAAGACAAUAUAUGGGAAAAACGUAACAUGGUGUCCUAUCAUUAUUAGAUCUUAUUUUUGACACUAAAAUGGCAUUAAAAUUACCAAAAGGAAGACAGCGUCUUUUUCCUCUUUGGUCCUGAGCUGGUUAAAGGGAACACUGGUUGCCUGAACAGUCACACUUGCAACCAUGAUGCCUAAACAUUGCUUUCUAGGUUUCCUCAUCAGUGUCUUCCUUACUGGUGUAGCAGGAACUCAGCCAGCGCAUGAGUCUCUGAAGCCUCAGAGGGUACAAUUUCAGUCCCGAAAUUUUCACAACAUUUUGCAAUGGAAGCCUGGGAGGGCACUUACUGGCAACAGCAGUGUCUAUUUUGUGCAGUACAAAAUAUAUGGACAGAGACAAUGGAAAAAUAAAGAAGACUGUUGGGGUACUCAAGAACUUUUUUGUGACCUUACCAGUGAAACCUCAGACAUACAGGAACCUUAUUACGGGAGGGUGAGGGCAGCCUCGGCUGGGAGCUACUCAGAAUGGAGCAUGACACCGCGGUUCACUCCCUGGUGGGAAAGAGCAAAAGGUUUAUGAAGGGGUGCACAGAAUGGUUGAAAUUGAAGCUCUAAUACCACACUCCAGCUACUGUGUAGUGGCUGAAAUAUAUCAGCCCAUGUUAGACAGAAGAAGUCAGAGAAGUGAAGAGAGAUGUGUGGAAAUUCCGUGACUUGUGGAAUUUGGCACUCAGCAAUGUGGAAAUUCUAAAGCUCCCUGAGAAUGGGAUGACUCCUGUUUGUAGGAUCUUAUUUAAAAUUGUUUUUGUAUUUUCUUAAAGCAAUAUUCACUGUUACACCUUGGGGACUUCCUUGUUUAUCCAUUCUUUCAUCCUUUAUGUUUCAUUUGUAAACUAUAUUUGAACAACAUUCCCCCUGAAAAAUGGAAAUGUAAAGACGAGGCAGAGAAUAAAGUGUUCUAAGAAAUUCAGAACUUUAUUUCUGAAUGUAACAUCCCUAAUAACAACCUUCAUUCUUCUAAGACAGCAAAAUAAAAAUUUAACAACCAAGGAAUAGUAUUUAAGAAAAUGUUGAAAUAAUUUUUUUAAAAUAGCAUUACAGACUGAGGCAGUCCUGAAGCAAUCGCUUUUCACUCUCUUAUUGAGCCAAUUAAAUUGACAUUGCUUUGACAAUUUAAAAUUUCUAUAUGGAUGAAUAUUUUUCAUACAUUUCUAUUUUAUAUGAAUAUACUUUUUAUAUAUUUAUUAUUAUUAAAUAUUUCUACUUAAUGAAUCAAAAUUUUGUUUUAAGUUCUACUUUAUGUAAAUAAGAACAGGUUUGGGGGAAAAAAUCUUAUGAUUUCUGGAUUGAUAUCUGAAUUAAAACUAUCAACAACAAGGAAGUCUACUCUAUACAAUUGUCCCUCAUUUAAAAGAUGUAUUAAGGUUUUCUUUUCUAUGUUUCUUUUUGUUUUGUUUCGUUUUUAAUCCUGUCUUAGAAGAAUUUAUUUUUAUUUUCAAAAUUGAAUGUAAUUUUUUUAGUGACAAAGAAGAAAAGAAACCUCAUUACUCAACCCUUCUGGCCAAGAGUGUCUUGCUUGUGGCGCCUUCCUCAUCUCUCUAUAGGAGGAUCCCGUGAAUGAUGGUUUAUUGGGAACUGCUGGGGUCCGUGCAGAGAACUCAGCUUGAAGCUGGAAGCACACAGUGGGUAGCAGGAGAAGGACUGGUGUUGGUGGGUGCCUACAGAGACUAUAGAGCUAGACAAAGCCCUCCAAACUGACCCCUCCUGCCCACUGCCUCUGCUGAGUAGAAAUCUGGUGACCUAAGGUUCAGUGUGGUCAACAGAAAGCUGCCUUAUUCACUUGAGGCUAAGUCUUUAUAUAUGUUUAAGGUUGUCUUUCUAGUCAGGAGAUACAUAUCAGAGAACAUUUGUACAAUUCCCCAUGAAAAUUGCUCCAAAGUAUGAUAACAAUAUAGUCGGUGCUUCUAGUUAUAUGCAAGUACUCAGUGAUAAAUGGAUUAAAAAAUAUUCAGAAAUGUAUUGGGGGGUGGAGGAGAAUAAGAGGCAGAGCAAGAGCUAGAGAAUUGGUUUCCUUGCUUCCCUGUAUGCUCAGAAAACAUUGAUUUGAGCAUAGAUGCAGAGACUGAAAAAAAAAUUUACUUUGAUCUCUGUUUUUGAAUUCUUAUUAUUUAUAUUUUGCUUACUACCUUUUUUGCCUUUUGUCCUUUUGUGGGGAGGGCGAUGAAUUAAGAGUAGUGGGGUGGGUGGGGAGUAAGUAAAAUUUCAAAUAGCAUUUUAGUGAAUGCAAUUCAGUAGUCCUGAAGCCUGACUUAAUAAAACAAAAUUCAUUUAUGCUUGUUUCAUGAAAGUUAUUAAAUAGCAUCAAGUUUUGUUUGUAUAUUGUUUGCCUUGCUCUGGUUUUGCUUUUGUGCUUAGGCAAGUGCAAAAUACUCUGUGAAAAUCAUAAUUGUCAUCUUCUUCAUGGUGUUAGGGAUAUAUUGUCACAUGAUUUCAAUAAAUCCUUUAAUUUUUUGCUUU
Molecule: messenger RNA, 2626 nt
Organism: Nomascus leucogenys (northern white-cheeked gibbon)
Lineage: Eukaryota; Metazoa; Chordata; Mammalia; Primates; Hylobatidae
Gene: IL22RA2
Product: interleukin 22 receptor subunit alpha 2
Exons: 5
Coding region: 297-689 (130 amino acids)
Molecular function (GO): protein binding; interleukin-22 receptor activity
Source: RefSeq, a predicted model, not a curated record